This is a messenger RNA of Physcomitrium patens, 3802 nucleotides long. Its product is annotated as glycine-rich domain-containing protein 2. NCBI's taxonomy places the organism in Eukaryota, Viridiplantae, Streptophyta, Bryopsida, Funariales, Funariaceae. The record is from RefSeq and is a predicted model, not a curated record.
GGGAAAUAGACAUGACAACGUGAGAUGACUCCGGGAGGCCCACCUGGGUACCAGAAUUUAGGAUAGAUUGCGCCACUGGGAUUCCCAGGACUAUUUCCGGACAUGAAUCCCCUCUGUUUGUUUCUAGUUAAUGGCAUUCACGCAUCGUAGCGUUGCGCUAGGUUGCAGUUCUGAGUUCCAGGGACGAGAGACUUUCUGGCUUCAUCGAUCGACGCUGUUUUCAGUGCCGAUGUCAGGGAGUAGGAGUUGAGCUUGGAGGCAAUCCGGUUGGGUUGGGGUAUCAAUAGUGCGAGAGAUUGCUAGUUGGCGGACGUGGUCGUGGUUGCUGAUGAUUUACGAGUGGAUAGGGUGCUUUUGUUUGUUUUUAUUGAAGUUCGGAGAGGACAGUGAUUUGCGUUGCUAGUGAUGCGUGGGGACUAGUGUGCUUGGAUCAGGAAUGAGAACAGUGUUGCGGGUGGAAGAGGAUGGAGGAGACGAGGAUGUGAGGUGUAUGGUUGGUGUGGAUUAGUUUUUCAAUGCAGGAAUAAGUGUAGAAGAGGGAUAUGAUUAGGACCAUGGCGGAAGAGAGGGGAGAUGAGAAUCGGGCACAGGUAUUAGCAGAUGCAAAGCUGUGACCCUUCGCUUGCGUUGCGAUUUGGAGGGGAGUGGGGAGAAUGGCGACCAAGGGUUCGCGCCUGGCCCUGACGCCGACUUCGUCUGGGGCGUCAUUGGGGUUGUCUGGACGUUUGACGGAGAAGACAGCAGAGGAGAUUCAGAAAUCUCACGACGAGGAAUUGAGUGCCGCGCAUCGUAUUACCUUCAGUAUAGAUCUAGCAUUUGCUGCAAAGCGUCUGUUGGGAUUUCUUCGCACCAUUGAUAGCAUGUCUUGUUUACACAAGGGCCCAGCAGUUAUUCGGGCUAUCCGUAGGUACAAGAAGUUUUGGAUGCCCUUGGUAGCAGAUUCCCUCAAGUUCGAUGCAUUGCUUAACGCUGAUUCCAAAGGAAAAGGGCUCUUGCCUCCGCUGGACGUGCAGUGGGUGUGGCAUUGCCAUCGUUUGAAUCCGGUCGGGUACAGGCAAUACUGCAUCACGAAAUUUGGCAGAGUUAUCGACUGUCCUCUCUAUCCCGACACAGCUAGCGAGAGUUUCGCCCAGGAAAGGUGUAGGAGACUGUGGUCAAUCGUGUAUCAAAAGGAGCCUUACGAUAUUUUGUCAUCUUUCUACAAGUUCCCAGGAACUUCCAGUCAUGCGUCUGGUCAAGUUUGUCCCGUGGAUGACAUUGACGGCUUAGAGGAGCUUAUCGCCGCUGUUGCCAAGCAAAGCAGUUUCUACUACUAUGUUUCGCAGCCUUACAUGUGGGAGGAUAGCUUUUUGCAAGCCGCGACGGAGAGAUAUAAGUGCUUCUUGCAUUUAAUGUACAAAUCGAGAGGAAGAAUCAUCUGUAUUCCAACCUUCGACAUUGAUCUGGUUUGGCACUCUCAUCAGCUAGCACCUGUGGCAUAUGCGAAAGAUACCAAAUCCUUGUUGGGGUCUGUUGCAGAUUACGGCACUGGCACUGUAGAUAGGGGACCCGGAUCAAAAGUGGGACAGGUUUUCGAGGACACAGCGAGGUUAUGGGAGAGCAUGUUUGGACUCUCUUACGAAAGAGCGGGGUCGAUGUAUCGCAACUUCAAGCCUGUUAAUGUUCCGCCCCCGCCUGUUUUUGAACUUAAAAACAGCCUUGUGCUGGAAAAACCACCCACUUUCCUGCCCUGGGAUGCCCGCGUGGCAGAUCAAAAUCCUACCAAGUAUCCUGUUCUCACUCCGAGACACGUCGUACAGGUUUGCGUCUUAAUGAAGUGUGUCACAAACAUGGUGGCCAUUGGAAAGGAGAAUUCGGAUCUGUUCAUACGUUUGAGGACAUUAGAUGCAUACACACUCUUGAAGCUAGAUACUCCCGUGGUUCCUUUAACACAAGAUCCCCAGUGGCAGAAGCUAUGGGCCCUUCAAUGCGAAACCAAGACCAAAGGCGUAACGUUGGAACUGCGCUCCCACGUCGAUGGCUGUAUGAGGACUUUCCACAAAACGAAACGCAUAGGCCGGGCGAGGCUCACAUGGCAGGAUCUCCAGAAAGCGCCAACGCUAUCCCAUGAGAUCGUCUUCCCCCUGCAUGAGAAGCGGUACAAGUCAAUCGAAAGCAGGCAACCCCUCCAGCUCCGCCUUGAUGUAUCGAUUACACCACCUGUACAGGCUGCGUACUUUUUGAAAUCACUUCCCGACAGAGUUACGGACGAUCAGGGGGCCAUGCUGUCUGGCACUAUAUUGCGGAAGAGGCGUUGGGAACCCCAAGCCGGCCGAUGGAUCUCACGAACUGUCGUCAACCACGCUGGAAAGGAAAAUUUUGUCAUCCGCAUUAGAGCUGCCAAGGGAUCAUGGAGGAAGAGGGGGGAUCGACCAGUGGGUGUGGACUGGAACGAGCGAGUCAUCAACAUUCACGAAGGAGGGUGGAAUUAUGUUGUCAACAGUGUUGGUAUCGCGCCAGAAAAAAUUGUUGGGAGUGCAACUCCCUUGGCUCAUGAGCUUGAGGAAUACAAGCUAAGCUGGGCGCUGUCUACAGGAGACACGCUCAUAAUUUCGAGACAGAUGAGUGACGACAACUGGGAGCGACAUCUUGAGUUUACUCUUAAAACUUCUGGCAGAGGAGCUGGCUUGGCGCGGCUGGUGAACGGUCGCAAACAGCAGUACGAAGUUCCUGGAGCGUCUCCCCAAGACGAGGAGGGUUUUAUUACCCUCAUCCGCUACGGUCCUCAUACGCCCCAAGGCAAAGCGACGGCUCUAUUUAGUUUUAAGGUGUCGGCCAUGGAAGUUCUUCCCGAGGAAGACGUAGUGCUGGUGCUUCUUCUCUGCACGGCGACCAUGCGAUCUAUUGCUGACUUUGGAGGAUUGUCCGCUGGAAAUGAUUACACCCGGCGACGAACCAAAGAGAACAAUUCUGGUUACAAGGAUUGGGGUUCGGUUAUUCUUGAGAACACCGCUCGUCACCCCAAUCUGGCCCAUUGGUAUUGGGAUUGUAGCCAGAAUGCUGAGGAGGACGAAGGUGAUGGCGAGAAUCAUCCUGGGCGAAUUGCAGCUUCCGACACGAAAGUCGUGGAUUGGAGCGGCACUGAACUCGCACUGAAAUCAACUUCGAGCAGAAGAUUAGCCACUCAGUCAUCAACGGCCACUGCACCUGCUGUUGAAGGCUGUACUCCAGUGAAAGGGCAUUCAGGACGAAGAUCCGGCAGAAGCAUGUCACAAAUAACUCAAAAUGUGAAUCAAUCAAAGCGUCCGACAAGUGUUCCUUAACUUGUAUCAUAUGGACAUUGUGGUACGCCUUUGCCGCCCGUUGUCAUUGCUUCCAUUUCUCCCCCCAGAGUAUACAUGCACCCCUAUGCCACCAUCAAGAAGAAUGCAAGUAGAGAAGACAGUCACCUCGUGUACAUUGAUUGGGGUGAUGAAUCUGACAUAAUUCGAAUUGGAGAGGAUGCACUAGUUCACUAUAGUUGGAAUAAUUUGUGAUCCAAUUUCGUAGCAAGGAGAGUAAAGGUGGACGAUUAGAGUAUAUGUGGACCACCCUGCUCAAAUUCAGUGCAAUCCUCGGCUUUUUCAAACCAAAAAGCCGUGCUGAACGUGCAGAUUGUGGGUCAGUAAUGCAAGACAACUGGCAGGCGUUCUUUUUACUCCUCCUUGAUGCAAGAAGGCGAUACUUUUCAUGAAGUAUGGCAGUCUACGGUUUUCAUGUACAAAAGAUUUUCAUAAAUAUUAUUGCAACUACGAAGAAAUUGUUGCCCAAUAACAACUGGAUA